UAUCGUAACCUCAUUGUUGUGACUUCAGACUUCGGAGGGAUUGUUUAUUCUCAUUUGAAAUUUGAAAUUGGUGACCUUUAUCAUUAAUUGAAGUUAUUUCAAUUAAGAUCAAAACUAAAUGUAAUCAUUAAAUAAAACGAAUUUUUUUAAGAUGACCAAAAUGGCUAAAAUUUAUCUAAGAGCAUUUGGAUCAGGCGAAUUAAGCCAUGUUCCUAUUGAAACUUUGGUUGCAUUAUUUACAAUAAAAUAUUGUGAUUCUAAUGUAGAGAUAUUUCUGGUUGAAAGUGAGAAAAAAGACAGUGAAUAUAUUUAUUUAGUUGACCUAACAAUGUUUCAAUACAAAUUUAUAAAAUUUGAUGAUGUAUCUAAGAUUUCAAGGGCCUGUGAAUUACCAAAUUUAGAAUUAGAUGAAAAAAAUUGUAUAGCUGGAUUGUGUGGAACACUGCGGCAAAUUAUAAAAAAUAUUUUAAUAGAUUCUCCAGACCAUAGCAGUCGGAGUCUAUUGGGUUUUAAAGAGCAGUGCCUGAGUGCUUGCUCUGAAGCUAGUAUUUGGACUAAGUUUUGUGAGAUAGACAUCGUAUCAAUGGUUGGUUGUAAAUUGACAGAAGAUCAAGAAAAUAUGAUACCUUUAUCAUUGGCUAAAUUUGAAAAUCAUAUGUCGCAACCAGUAAAAUUACAUAAUCUAUUUAAAUAUACAAUGUCAAAAAAAUUUGCUGGUGAUAAUGUGACUAAAGACAGAAAAGUUUUACCAGAACAUACUUUUGCGGAAGGAUUGUCUUUGACAUUGGCAGAUGUUAUAAUUUUUGUAUGUAUUCAUAUAUACUUCAAUUCAAUUGAUAGAACACUUGUUUCUGAUAAGUUGCCUUUAACUAUAAAAUGGUAUGAAAAUAUGCUCACAGAUGAAAAAAUUAUGAAAUCCUUAGAAAUUUUGAGUAAUGAAUGUAAAAGAUUAUGUGAAAGUGUCUCAAGUUAUAGUCUUCCUUGCAUUGAAAAUUAUAGUUUGUAUAAAAGUGAUCCUAAACGCUACAAGCCAAAGAAUCGUAUCUACACUCAUCAAAAAGAUAUAGAUAACUCUUUAGAAAAAAUCAGAAGUGGCAACAUACAAUUUGGCAUUGAUAAAUUGUUUGCACAAGACCAAGAAAUUGAUUGGUCAAGUAUUCCUUUGGAUGCAACUCCUCAGGGUGGUGAUUUACCAAAUAAACGUUUAAAGAGAAAAUUUGAACAACUUGAAAGUUUAUGUAAACCAAUUUUAAAAUUGUCUAAAAAAGGAGAUAUCAUUGUUGAUUUUUGCUCCGGUGGUGGUCACCUAGGAAUUCUCGUAGCAUAUUUGCUACCAGAUUGCAAAGUUAUCCUUUUAGAAAACAAAGCUUUAUCAAUGCAGAAAGCUAAAGAGAGAGUUGGUAGAUUAGGUUUGAAAAAUGUUAUUUUUUAUCAAUGUAAUUUAGAUUAUUUUAAAGGAAAUUUCAAUAUUGGUGCAUGUUUACAUGCUUGUGGAGUAGCAACAGACUUAGUUCUUCAACAAUGCAUUAAAAGAAACGCUGCUUUUGUUUGCUGCCCAUGUUGUUAUGGAUCUAUUCAAGACUGUUCUCACAUUGUUUAUCCUAGAAGUCAAUUGUUUGAAAAUGUUUUAGAAAAAAGAAAUUACUUUAAUUUAGUACAUGCAUCUGAUCAAACACAUGAUACUGAAAAUGUUAAAACUAAACAAGGAUAUGAAUGCAUGACAAUUGUUGAUACUGACAGAAAAGUACAGGCAGAAGAAAGCGGUUACAAAGUUUACUUAAAUAAAUUGACUCCAGAAACUUGUUCUCCUAAAAAUCAUUUGUUAAUAGGUUGGCCAUGUAAAUUAAAUUAUCGAUUUUGUAAUUCACCAUUAACAUAGCUUGUGCAACAAAUAAAUAUAAUGACAUUCUACUUCUA
Molecule: messenger RNA, 1917 nt
Organism: Trichogramma pretiosum
Lineage: Eukaryota; Metazoa; Arthropoda; Insecta; Hymenoptera; Trichogrammatidae
Gene: Gstcd
Product: glutathione S-transferase C-terminal domain-containing protein homolog
Exons: 2
Coding region: 152-1879 (575 amino acids)
Source: RefSeq, a predicted model, not a curated record